AUGAAGCAGGAAGAACCGCCAGCGCCAAUAUCUAAGCACACGGGCAAGGAUCUUAUUAAGGACCCCGAUCUCAAAAACCGCAUCCGCACUGUCAUCGCGGACGCGGUAAUGGAUUCCAAUAACGGUAGCGACGCGUUGAUUAAGCAAAUGUGGGACUACAACCGCCGCCGGAAGUACGACAUUAUGCUCACGUCGGCCGUGUAUAUCCAGUUGAACCGAGCCAAGAUCGCAUUGUCUACUUCGACUUCUUCACGAAUAAGAAGGGAGAUCGCAAGUUUAAUCGAGCUCAGCUCACUCCCCAGCACAUCCAAUCAGGUUCAAAAAGGGGACAAAACUGGGAAUAUCAUGAAAACUUCAUGGGGACUUUUGCAUGUAGUUUAUACCGCUCACUAUACCAUUGCUUUCGCGGAUGCCCCGAAAGGUGCCUUUCAGCCGCUUCCUCCGGGCUGAUAAUGUGCGCUUAAUCAGGAGUAGUCGAGGCAAUUAGUGGCACCGGCGAAGUAACGACCUACUAUUGCUAAAUAUAUUAGUAAGGCAAUAUGAAUCAUAAUUUAUA
Messenger RNA from Colletotrichum acutatum, 556 nucleotides. RefSeq lists its product as uncharacterized. Bases 1 to 450 code for a protein of 149 amino acids. The record is from RefSeq and is a predicted model, not a curated record. NCBI's taxonomy places the organism in Eukaryota, Fungi, Ascomycota, Sordariomycetes, Glomerellales, Glomerellaceae. The transcript has 3 exons.